AUUCAGCAAAGCCCUAUAAUUCAUUUUGCUGUCAGGCAACGCGCGAUUGCCUGUUUCCUCUGCAUAGAAUCUAUCGACACCUGUCCACCGCCGGCGACCAACAGCGAACAACGACGGGGCGAAUGCCGAUGAACGACGACAGAGUGAAGUUGCCAAUUAAUGCUAAUCCAGUAGUUGUGCAUGAUCCGUUGAGGUUCAAUCAAGGUGGUCAGUCUGAUCCCUAUUCUUUUGCAAGGGACACAAUGCAAAAUGGAACUGCCGAGGCAGCUGUCUACAAUUCCAAGGUUGUUAACAUUAUGCAAGAAGUUUGCACCAGUUGUAUCAUUUCAUCUUGCUGGAAAUUCAAAAGUACCAGCUGUAUACUGCAGAAACUUGAGGAUGCUGUGCAUGAGAUGGGUCUGAAACUUAAACAUCAUGAAGAGAAUAUCAGUUUCCUAAAAGCUCAGAAGAACAGAUUGGAUAAUUCAAUCUUAGAUAUGCACGUUGCUCUUUGCAAGUAUCAGACAGCAAGCGAAUCUGGUUCUGAAAAUGAGGAACUUUCCCAUGUACAGAGUGAGGAGGAGACACUUGGACACAUCUUUGUACAUGAGAAAUCUGCAGCUGGCAUCUGGUACGAGCUAAAACGUCAUCAUGGAACUCAAGCUUCUCAUCUUCCUUUGAUGAAGGAUGUUGUGGGAAUUGUUGCUAUGCUUGGGAACGUUGAUGACGAUAAUCUUAGCAGGCUCCUCUCAGAUUAUUUGGGACUUGAGACUAUGCUAGCAAUUGUUUGCAAGACGUGUGAUGGUAUUAAAGCGCUGGAGACAUACGACAAGGAAGGUCACAUAAACAAAACUUUGGGUCUUCAUGGACUUGGAGCUUCUAUUGGAAAGCCUUUGGAUGGCCGCUUUCUUGUUAUCUGUCUUGAAAAAUUAAGACCAUAUGCUGAUGAUUUCAUAGCUGAUGACCCUCAAAGGAGGCUUGAUAUUCUGAAGCCAAGAUUACCCAAUGGGGACUCUCCACCUGGUUUUCUUGGUUUUGCUGUGAAUAUGGUCAACAUAGACAGUGUGAACUUAUAUUGUGCUACAAGCUCCGGUCAUGGUCUAAGAGAGACUCUUUUCUAUAACCUGUUUUCCCGCUUGCACGUAUACAAGACAAGAGAAGAUAUGCUACAGGCUCUCCCUUGUAUUAGACAUGGAGCCAUAUCCCUGGAUGGUGGGAUGAUAAAGCAUAACGGUGUGUUCUCCCUGGGCAAGAGGGAAAUAAAUGUGAAAUUCCCAAAGAGCUCUGGAAGGUCAAAUCUGCCGCAAAACUACUUCGAAAUUGAAAGACAGAUAAAGGAGAUGAGGUGGAAAAAAGAAAGAACUGUAGAAGAUAUGCAGAGGGAACAGGCUUUGCUAGAACGUUCAAGGUUCAAUUUUGAUAUAAAGAAGCAAGAGUAUUUGAAGUUUCUUGCACAAAGCUCAACCUAUGCAACACAGCAGAGCUUCAAGCAGGAGGGGAGCACAUAGCAUGAUUGACGGAAAUCUGAGAGCAUUUUGGGUAUUGAACAAGAAGAAGCUCUAUCAGUAAUCAAUCCUGCACCAACUCAGUCUGAAACGUUGUGUUUCAGGAUUAAUAGAAUAGUCUUAUGAAUUCCUGAUCAUCGUCUAGCUCAGUUUCAUGCAUGUAACAAACUUAGGUACAUG
Messenger RNA from Solanum verrucosum, 1664 nucleotides. RefSeq names its product protein DEFECTIVE IN MERISTEM SILENCING 3. The record is from RefSeq and is a predicted model, not a curated record. NCBI's taxonomy places the organism in Eukaryota, Viridiplantae, Streptophyta, Magnoliopsida, Solanales, Solanaceae. The transcript has 8 exons. Bases 123 to 1487 code for a protein of 454 amino acids.